AUGUCGAAGUCGAAUUGUCCAUCUCAUUUAUCUUCCACGGCAACAACACCAGAUUUAGAUUUGAAUAACAUUCAAAUUCAAACUCUCAUGGACUUUCGUAAUCAAACAAACUCCAAUGAUAAACGUUUGAAUAAUGUCAACUAUGUUCGACAAGUUUUGCGGCGAUUUUUUGGUGUGUACAAUAAAAAAUCAACAUCGAGCAAUUCUACAGAUGAUAAUUAUUCGAACAAUUUAAUGUCGCCGAUAUUAAUUCAUCCAUGUUUACAAUCGAGUAAACACGCAAAAUUUUCCGGUAGAGAAAAUUCACGUCCAAAAAACCACGAAGGUUCACGAGAUUUGACUUUGUUUUUAGGUGACUUAUUAGUCGACUGGUUUUUAGUGCAUUUCGAAGAUCGUCAUGACAAUCUUCCACUGAUUAAACAAAUCAUUUUACAAUGUUGUACAUGUCUAAUUGGACUUGAUGUUCUACGACGAGAAGAUCAACAAGAGACAGACUUGUUUCAGACACAAAGCAUCUACUCAUGGACAACUAACCAUAAUACAGAUAUGGAAUACUCUUCCUCAUCGCCAUCCGUUAUUAAUGAUAAAGCGAAAGAGGCAGGCCAAACAGUUAAUCACCAUCUGAUCGAAAGCAAAGAAUAUAAAUAUAAAUCAUCGACAGCGACAACCAUUUUGGAUAUUCUUGCGAGUGAAUACAGUUUUCAUUCCGAUGUUCAACAAAUAGAAAGCAACUCGAUAUCUACCCAAGUCAAUCUUGAGAACAAGAUUGAGAAAAAACAUAUAGCAAUCCAAACAGGUCCAAUCGUCAUAUCUUCCACUGAGAAAUGUUCAACACUUGAUACUGAUUCCAUGUCGUCAUUUAUUGUAUCAAAAACCGAUUCGAAUAGUAAUCCAUCGUCACCGAUAUCGCCACAUCGUGUCGAUGAGAAUACUGUUCGGCAGACUAUGCAAAAACUCUUUCUACAUGAUAAUAUUAACGAUUCAUCGUCGCCCGGUGAUGAUGAUGAUGUUCGUUCACCUUUAACAUCUUCGCAAUCAUUCAAAAACGAUCAUGCCAAGUUUACAAGUGAAUUACUUUUGGAAUGGAUCACGUUGAAUUCUGAUUCAAGAAACUCGAAUUCACAACCAGCCACUGUGCGCUCAAGUAUUAAUAUCAAUUCCAACGACAACGACUUUUACAAACCAUUCAACAUGUCUGCUAGAGGAUCGUUCGUUUCCUGUGCUAACGGGCAAUAUGGACCUUCUUCUUCACUCAUAUCAAAAUAUAAUAUCGACGAUGACGUACGGUCACUACUCUCGGAUCUGGUUAUGCAAGUAGAUAAGAAAUCAAAUGAAAUAGUAUCAACACCACCGGCACCACCUCUUCCGCCUCCUUUGCCACCAUUUUGUCAACCGACAAAACAGAUAAUAACAGCAUCUGCACCUGUAGCACCAGUACUGGGCUUUAGUAGUCCUCCACCUCCACCGCCGAUGAUGCCAGAAUUUAGUGCUCCACUUCAACUGCCACAGUAUUUGCGUAAAAAGCGGAAAUAUUCCGUUAUCGAACCUGUCAAAAAAGUUCAAUGGAGUAAAAUCAAUCCAUAUACAAUCAAAAAAGAAUCAAUGUGGGUCAAUGUCGACGAAGAAAAAUACGUCAAUGAUGUACUCUUCUCCGACAUACGGAAGAAUUUCGCCAGUAAAAUCACUCCGAAUCGACAGCCCAUUCAUGAACUUGUUGAUAAAUCGAAAGAACUGCGUGUACUCGAUGCAAAAGCUGCUCAAAAUUUUGCGAUCAUGUUUAGUCAAUUGAAAGUAACGCCAUCGGUAUUUCGGGAAUGGAUGUUGACGUGUGAUAAUGAAAAUUUGAAAUAUGAUUUUUUGAAACAAUUAGAAAAGUACUUACCAUCAAGUGAAGAGUUGAAAAUUUUAGCGGAUUAUCAACAUGAAAUCAAUGAUUUACAAUACUCCGAACAGUAUUUUUGUGCAAUCGGUGAUAUCAAACGAUUGAAGCAACGUUUAAAAACACUUCUUUUCAAAGCAAAUUACAAAGAAACAGUUGAAGAAACAGACAAAGCAUUUGUUGAAGUCCGUUCUGCAUGUGAUCAUGUUCGACAUUCCGUUCGAUUUAAGAAAAUGCUCGAAUUAAUCUUAACUGUUGGUAACUAUAUGAAUUCAAGUGCGAAAUCAUACGAACCCAUCCAUGGUUUUGAUAUCAGUUUUCUGCCCAAAUUACAUUCCACUAAAGCAAAUGAUGGUCGUCGUUCACUAUUGCAUUUCAUUGUUCAAGCCAUUCAGGAUAAACAUCGUGAUCUACUUUCGUUUUCCGAUGAGUUUUAUCUGCUUGCUGAUGGAGUAUCGAAAAUUAACAUAUUGGAACUGCAAAAGCAACCGCAGGAAAUCAAGCGUGAAUUGAAAAAUGCUCGCGAAGAACUAGCGAUUGCCAAAAAUGCAGAAGAUCAAAUUGAAGGCGAUCAAUUUGCUGAAGCUAUAGAAGAUUUCCUAAGCGUUGCUGAUGAUGACGUUGCUCGACUGGAGCAACUCGAUGAGGAAAUGACAAAUGCUUACCAAAAUUUAUGUGAUUUCUUAGCGAUCGAUUUGAAAAAUUAUUCUCUGACUGAAUUCUUUACUGAUCUGAAACUAUUCUGUACUUUCUUUUCCACUUGUUUGCAAGAGAUCCGAGCUUGGCGUGAACAAGCUGUUCGUGCGGCGAAAACAACUCAAAACCUGAUGUCUACUUCACAAUAUUUCGUUCGUACAUCGUCGUCCCGUCGUUUUCCCACACGGUCGGAUUCGACCGAUGAUUUUCUUUUGGCAGUUGCCGAAAGUGGCCUAUCGCCAUCACGUGGUACAUCUCCAUCUCAGACAUAUCGUCGACAGAAAUACUCAAUCAUAUGUCGAGAGAAAGACUCGCGAUAUUCCCGAUGA
Messenger RNA from Adineta ricciae, 2904 nucleotides. The record is from the annotation of a GenBank genome assembly. Lineage: Eukaryota; Metazoa; Rotifera; Eurotatoria; Adinetida; Adinetidae.